GGCCGGACCCGGCCGGGUUAGGAGGCAGGAAAUGGCGGCGGUGCUGCAGCAGCAGCUGCCGGGCCCUCCCGCUCCGCAGUGCCGGGCCCAGGCUGCCUAGAGCCGCCGCGCCAGCGCCGGGCCCGGGCCGCAGCCUCGCCGGGCCGGUCUCCGAGCACUUUACAUACAUGAGAGAAUUGGAAGCUAAAGCUACCAAAGAAGUCGAAAGAAAACUAAGCAGGGCUGUCCUGCCUCAUUUAUGUGGAGCUGAGAGAAGGGAUUUAGUGCAAGAAGAGGAAGAACAGUUGAUGGAAGAAAGGAAAAAGAGAAAAGAAGACAAGAAGAAGAAGGAAGCUGCUCAGAAAAAGGCCAUUGAACAAAAAAUCAAAGUGCCAGAACAAACCAAGACAAGCUCAAGCCAGCCUCAGCCCCUCGCCUCUGCCGGCACUUCCCCAGUAACCAGCAGCAACAAUAAUGCCAAGCGGGCCCCAGCCAGCAGCCAGCAGCAGCCCUCGCCUCGGUACCCUCCUCGGGAAGUGCCGCCUCGAUUCCGCCACCAGGAGCAGAAACAGCUGCUGAAGAGAGGGCAGCAGCUGCCAGGCAUCGCUGCAAACCUGGGAGCCGCUCCGAAGGCACUGGGCGGCCAGGCAGGAGGCGGCGCCGGCGCCAGUCAGCAGCCGGCGGCCAACGGAGAAGCGCCCAACAGCAGCAAAAAGCAGCCAGGCAUGCCUCCCAUUCGGGACUUGGUGAGCCACUCCCCUAACCAGUCAGAUCUGAACCACAGUGGUCUAGGAUCCCAUUAUGAAAAUUCUCACUGGGGACCAGUCUCUUCGAACAGUGACUCCAGCACAAACUGGGAUAAAGUUAUUGUAGACGGCUCUGACAAAGAAGCAUGGCCAUCAAUCACUGGCAGUGACCCAGAGCUGACAUCAGAAUGUAUGGACACUGACUCUGCCUCUAGCUCUGGGUCAGAGAGGAACCUGGUGAUCAUGGCUUCAGGGAGCGCAGGUGGUGACGGCGAAGGCAUUCGGAACGGCGUCGGACACGGUUCUCAGAACAAGUUUGUGGUUGGUAGCAACAGCAAUAAUGUGGGCAAUGGAAGUAUCAAUGGGCCCUGGGGCUUGUCCCAUGGAACCAUAAUAAGCACAUGUCAAGUUUCUGUGGAUGCUCCUGACAGCAAAUCUGAAAGUAGCAACAAUAGAAUGAAUGCUUGGGGCACCAUAAACUCUUCAUCAAAUGGAGGGUUAAAUCCAAGCACUUUGAAUUCAAAUGGCAACCAUGGUGCCUGGCCUGUAGUGGAGAACAAUGGACAUGCCCUGAAAGGGUCUGUAGGGAGUGGUAAUCCUGGCACAAGUAUUCAGUGCAGUACCAUAGGUCAGAUCUCUACCAGUCAGAGUAUUAGCUCCAAGGUGGGUGGCUCAGCCCAUGGUUCCUGGGGAAGCCUUCAGGAAAGCUGCGAUGCUGAAGUCAAUGGUACAAGGAAGGUUUCAUUCAGUGGGCAACCUCAAAACCUUAACACUGAAAUGAAUGGACCAAAUAACACUAACUUUAUGACCUCUAGUUUACCAAACUCUGCUGGUUCAGUGCAGAUGAACGAGCUGCCCAGUAACGCAGGGCACGGGGCCUGGCGCUUGAGCACAAUGAACCACCCUCAGAUCCAGGCCUCCCCGCUUCCAAACGGCACUUCCAUGGCUCACCUGAGCAACGGGGAGGCCAAGACUGGCGGCUCUUACGGUACUUCCUGGGGUGCCUAUGGUUCUAGUUACUCUGGAGACAAAUGUCCAGGCCCCAACAGCCAAGCUAAUGGUGACACUGUGAAUGCAACUCUAAUGCAGCCGGGCGGCAGCGGGCCUGGCAGCACUAACUUUCAGCUCAACGGGAGUAAAGCAGGAGGGGUGUGGGAGGCAGGGCCAGGCGGCUCCCAGAACGUGCCCUGGGGAAGUGGAAACGGCGGAGGCGCCGGCGGGAGUCGAAGAGGGUGGGGAGGCCCUGCCCAGGCCGGCGGCGGCGCCGUUGCCAACGGGGAGUGGAGCAAAGCGCCCAGCGGUCAGCACUCCGGCGAGAGCGCCGGCGGCAGGAAGUUUACAAACGGCUGGAAGCCUGCUGAGGAGGACGAGCUCGGCGGCCAGGGCCCCGCCGCCCCUCAGCUGCCGGAGCAGGGCAGCGCCUGGGCCAAGGCCGGCGCAGGGGACGGCGAGGGCGGUUCAGAGAGCACUGGAUGCCACGAGGAGAGAGGCGGCGCGGAGGGGCAGAGCCGCGAGAGGAGGAAGGUCGACCAGCACGCGCUGCUCCAAAGCAUAGUGACCAGAACUGACCUAGACCCACGUGUCCUCUCCAACUCGGGCUGGGGACAGACUCCGAUCAAACAGAACACUGCCUGGGACACCGAGACGUCACCGAGGGGGGAGCGAAAAACUGACAAUGGGACAGAGGCCUGGGGAGGCUCUGUGACACAGACUUCCAGCUCAGGGGGAUGUGUGGAUAGACCUAGCCCUAAUAAUAAUGAUACCUCAUCUGUGUCAGGGUGGGGAGAGCCAAAGGCUGCCACAAGGUGGGGAGACUCCAAAGGGUCAAACAGCCAAGGGGGGUGGGAUGAAGAUUCUGCUGCUACAGUAAUGGUCAAGAGCAAUCAAUCGUGGGGAAGUGGCAAAGAGGAAAAGUCAUCUUGGAAUGACUCCCAGAAGCUCAAACAGGGAUGGGUAGAUGGGCAGAAGGCCAGCCAGGGUUGGGCAGUUUCUGCCGGCGAUAGCUGGGGUGAGAAUUCGAGAAGCAACCAUUGGGGUGAGUCGAAGAAAUCCAGUUCGGGAGGUAGUGACAGUGACAGAUCAGUGUCUGGUUGGAACGAGCCAGGUAAAUCGAGUUCUGCUCCCUGGGGAGGGAAUAACACAAACCCAAACAGCUCUGCAGCGUGGGAUGAGCCCGCAAAGCCUAACCAGAGCCAGGGCUGGGGAGAGCCUCCUAAAGCCAACCAGCCUCAAGUCUGGGGGGAUUCAUCAAAGCAAAUCAACUCUCCAGAAUGGAACAAACAAGAUGCUGGCUCUUGGGGGGCCCCCUCUGCCACGACCAAAGCCCCGGGGUCGGGCUGGCUGGGCGGGCCGAUGCCGGCAGCAGCGAAGGAGGAGGAACCCACGGGCUGGGAGGAGCCGUCCCCGGAGUCCAUCCGCCGCAAGAUGGAAAUUGAUGAUGGAACUUCUGCUUGGGGUGACCCGAGCAAAUACAACUACAAAAAUGUGAAUAUGUGGAAUAAAAAUGUCCCAAACAGUAGCAGCAGUUCAGACCAGCAAGCACAGGUACAUCAGCAGCUACUGUCUUCAAGUGCCAUGUCUAGCAAGGAGAGCGGUUCGGGUUCUGGUUGGGGAGAGCCUUCUACGCCAGCCACCACUGUAGAUAAUGGAACUUCAGCGUGGGGGAAACCCAUGGAUACUGGUACUAGCUGGGGAGAGCCCAUCAGCGAUGCAGCAGGCACCUCUGGCUGGGGAAAUGCUUCUCUUGGUCAACAGGCUUCAAAUAAACCUGGGCCUAAAUCUAUGCAAGAUAGUUGGUGUGGAGAUGAUAUGCCAUUGGCAGGCAAUCGUCAGACCAGCUGGGAGGAAGAGGAGGAUGUGGAGAUUGGAAUGUGGAACAGCAGUUCUUCACAAGAAGCAAACCCAUCUUUGAACUGGCCACCAUACAUGAAAAAAAUGCCCACAAAGGGAAUGAUGAAAGGUGGAAACAAGCAUGAUGAAGCAUGGAUCAAUCCAUUCCUUAAGCAAUUCACCAAUCUCAGUUUCUCAAGAGAAUCACCAGAAGAAACCAUACAGAGCAAUAAGAUGGACAUGUCUGGAGGGUUACUGCAGGAGAAGCGGCUGGAGCUGGAGAAGCACGGGCUGGGCGCUGGAGAUUACAACCGCGCGGUGGGGAAGGGCCCCGGCUCGCGCCCGCAGGUUCCCAAAGAGUCUUCCAUGGAGCGCGGUCCUUACUUCGAUAAGGAUGGCAUUGUAGCAGACGAGUCCCAAAACUUGCAGUUUAUGUCCAAUCAAAACCUGAAGCUUCCCCCUUCAAAUAAUGCACUACCUAACCAAGCCCUGGGCUCCCUAGCAGGGCUGGGUAUGCAAAACUUGAAUUCUGUUAGACAGAAUGGCAAUCCCAGUAUGUUUGGUGUUGGUAAUAUAGCAGCACAGCCCAGGAGCAUGCAGCAGCCUCCAGCACAACCUCUUAAUUCAUCUCAGCCUAAUCCACGUGCUCAAGUGCCUCCUCCAUUACUGUCCCCUCAGGUUCCAGUUUCAUUACUGAAGUAUGCACCAAACAACGGUGGCCUGAGCCCACUUUUUGGCCCACAACAGGUAGCCAUGUUGAAUCAACUGUCCCAGUUAAACCAGCUUUCUCAGAUCUCCCAGUUACAGCGGUUGUUGGCUCAGCAGCAAAAAGCCCAGAGUCGAAGCAUGCCUUCUGGUGGUCGUCAGCAGCAGGAGCAGCAGGGUCGAUCUCUUAGUAUGCAGCAACAGAUGAUGCAACAGUCCCGUCAGCUUGAUCCAAACCUGUUAAUGAAGCAGCAGACUCCACCCUCCCAACAGCAGUCACUCCAUCAGCCCUCCAUGAAAUCCUUCCUUGAGAAUGUCCUGCCCCACGCUACUCCUGAGCUGCAGAAAGGCUCUUCGCCAAUCAAUGCGUUCAGCAGCUUCCCUAUAGGCUUCUGUCCAAUAUCUACUUCAGAAAUUCCAGGAAUGAACUCAAACUUGAAUGUAAACCUGGACAUGAGCAGUAUUAAAGAGCCACAGUCUAGACUGAGGAAAUGGACUACAGUGGACAGCAUCUCUGUGAACACCUCGUUAGAGCAAAACUCCAGCAAACAUGGUGCUAUUUCAAGCGGUUUCAGGCUGGAAGAGUCUCCGUUUGUCCCCUAUGACUUCAUGAACAGCAGUAACUCACCAGCCAGUCCUCCUGGAUCGAUUGGGGAUGGCUGGCCCCGUGCCAAAUCGCCUAAUGGCUCUAGCAGUGUUAAUUGGCCACCAGAGUUCCGUCCUGGUGAGCCAUGGAAAGGUUAUCCAAACAUCGACCCUGAAACUGACCCUUACGUCACUCCUGGCAGUGUCAUAAACAAUCUCUCAAUUAAUACUGUGCGGGAAGUUGACCACCUCAGGGACAGGAACAGUGGGUCAUCCUCAUCUUUGAACACCACGCUGCCUUCAACUAGUGCCUGGUCAUCCAUUCGUGCCUCCAACUACAAUGUUUCCCUCAGCAGUACAGCACAAAGCACUUCAGUAGCCAGAAACAGUGAUUCCAAAUCAACAUGGUCUCCUGGAUCAGUCACUAACACCUCUCUGGCUCAUGAGCUGUGGAAGGUCCCUUUGCCACCUAAAAGCAUCACUGCUCCGUCCCGGCCCCCUCCAGGGCUAACAGGCCAGAAGCCACCGUUGUCCACUUGGGAUAAUUCCCUUCGUUUGGGUGGAGGAUGGGGGAAUUCUGAUGCCAGAUACACCCCUGGUUCAAGCUGGGGUGAGAGCAGCUCAGGGAGAAUAACAAAUUGGCUUGUUCUGAAAAACCUUACACCUCAGAUUGAUGGCUCAACCCUGCGUACUCUGUGCAUGCAGCACGGCCCACUAAUAACAUUCCACCUUAACCUCCCGCAUGGGAAUGCUUUGGUCCGUUACAGUUCAAAAGAAGAGGUAGUGAAGGCACAAAAAUCUCUGCACAUGUGUGUUUUAGGGAACACUACCAUCCUAGCUGAGUUUGCCAGUGAAGAGGAGAUCAGCCGCUUCUUUGCACAAGGCCAGUCCCUGACUCCGUCUCCUGGCUGGCAGUCUCUGGGGUCCAGCCAGAGCCGACUCGGAUCCAUGGACGGUUCCCACUCGUUCUCAAACCGUAAUGAUCUAAAUCACUGGAAUGGUGCUGGGCUGUCGGGAACUAGCAGUGGAGACCUUCAUGGCACUUCACUUUGGGGGAGCCCCAACUAUUCCACGAGCCUGUGGGGCACCCCGAGCAGCAGUGACACCCGGGGAAUCAGCAGCCCGUCCCCCAUCAACGCUUUCCUUUCUGUUGACCACCUAGGUGGAGGUGGAGAGUCCAUGUAAAAACCUUCCCCCUUCUCCUCUCCCC
Messenger RNA from Dryobates pubescens (Downy woodpecker), 6054 nucleotides. RefSeq names its product trinucleotide repeat containing adaptor 6A (gene TNRC6A). Bases 168 to 6029 code for a protein of 1953 amino acids. Gene Ontology annotation, cellular component: P-body; nucleoplasm. NCBI's taxonomy places the organism in Eukaryota, Metazoa, Chordata, Aves, Piciformes, Picidae. The transcript is spliced from 27 exons. The record is from RefSeq and is a predicted model, not a curated record. Gene Ontology annotation, biological process: positive regulation of nuclear-transcribed mRNA poly(A) tail shortening; miRNA-mediated post-transcriptional gene silencing. Gene Ontology annotation, molecular function: nucleic acid binding.